This is a messenger RNA of Microthlaspi erraticum, 447 nucleotides long. The record is from the annotation of a GenBank genome assembly. NCBI's taxonomy places the organism in Eukaryota, Viridiplantae, Streptophyta, Magnoliopsida, Brassicales, Brassicaceae.
AUGUGGAAUGAGCAGGGAUGGCGGAUUCGUGGACAGGGUCUGAGCAAUUUCUUUCUCUUCGAGUGCGCCGGCAAGAGGAAAACGGUUUCCGUCGACGUCUGUAAAGUCGAGCAGAGAAAGAGAGAACUCCACGGAGUGGUCCUCUGUCUUCGUGGUGUGGUGACCGGUGUGGAGGUGGAGUGUGGCGUCUCGGCUCCUCCUCCGGUGUGGCGCGCUGGUCUCUGUCCCCGGCGUGGGUGGUGGAGAGAUCUGUCAGAUCUGGACCGUUUCUCUCAGAUCUGGAGUUUUCUUCUUCUGGUUUCACAUCGGGGACAACGACGGUUUUGUCUCCGGCGCUGUGCGGUGGUCGUUCCUAGGAUUCGUGUGGCUCUUGGCGUUUCCCUAGGAGGCGUGUGGCUUGGACGUCGACCACUCACGGCGGAGCUUUUGGUCGAAGAUCCGCUUUAG